Monopterus albus (swamp eel) is the source of this 7564-nucleotide messenger RNA. It is a transcript of the gene nalf1b, whose product is annotated as NALCN channel auxiliary factor 1b. The record is from RefSeq and is a predicted model, not a curated record. Lineage: Eukaryota; Metazoa; Chordata; Actinopteri; Synbranchiformes; Synbranchidae. Gene Ontology annotation, biological process: calcium ion import across plasma membrane. Gene Ontology annotation, molecular function: stretch-activated, monoatomic cation-selective, calcium channel activity. Gene Ontology annotation, cellular component: plasma membrane. The transcript has 3 exons. Bases 732 to 1937 code for a protein of 401 amino acids.
GAACAGCAGAGAGGGUACCCCCCCAAAAAAACCCUUUACCACCUUGAUGUGUGUCUGAGCUCUCUCUCCCUCCCCCCGUGUGUCUGUCUGUGUGUUUGUGUGUGUGUGCAUAUAGGUAAUAAGCUGCUCCUCCACUGCGCAACGAUGGAGCUAUCGCAACGAUGGAGAUGACGCAAACAGACUCGGCUCUCCAAAAAAGUGUUUCAAGACGAACAUGGCGGCAACUUAACCGCGGUCCAAGAUGACAAUGGCCAACGAGAGAAAGGAUUCUAGGCUUUCCGCUCAGGCACAGGACAGAGAAAGCAGUCUGCGUGCAUCAAAGAGGCUCGUUGCUGUUCUUUAAAGGGAUCUGCAAAUCCAACGGCGGCAGACGCGCAGCAUCAGUACCGAGAGGCUUGCAACAGCUGGUCUCCCUGCAUCCCCGACGAGAGAACAAACCCGGGGAGGGACGAUAGGGAGAGGAGGGCAUGCGGUCAAAGAGGACGCCGUUCCCCCCCGGAGAGCCAUGGAGAACCGGGAUGCGGCAGCGCGAAGCUUAAUCUGUGCGGGCGCAAUAAUUGGAUCGGAAUAGCACCGAUUGCUGCGGGCGCGAUAGAGGAGCGCCCUGGACCGGCGGACGCACGGCACCCCACUGUUACAGAGGAGAACCAUCCAUCUCUCCCAAAGUCAAUGAGUAUUGUGGCAGAGCAGCCCCCGCGGUGGAGUCGGCCAGGACAGCACUUUCCUAAAAUAUGACCAGGGGUGCUUGGAUGCGUCGACAGCAUGAUGAAGGCUUAAAAUACUGGUUUGCACCCCGAGAGAACGAGAAGCCAUUUACCGAGUCGGAGCGGGCCCAGAGAUGGCGACUGUCGCUGGCCUCUUUGCUGUUUAUAACCGUCCUGCUCUCUGAUCACUUGUGGUUUUGCACCGAGGCGAAACUGACGCGAACCCGAGACAAGCGGUCAGAUAAGGGUCUUGCAAUUACGGACAUGGGCGAGUACCCAAACUCUCUCCACCAACACCGUAUCCCAACAUCACCUGACCCCCACCAUCGCACCAGAGAGCAAGAUGAUAUUUUUCUAGGGAAUUCUACCAAACCUCUGUGGCGAAUGGACACCUGUCACCCUGACAGCAUGUCCAAAGACUGCUUUAUUUUCACGGACGCGGAGACCGUGUGCCUCGGCCUCUCCGGUGGAGAGGAAAGGGGGACACAGUUGGCGUACGUGAAUCUGAGCGAUUUGUACCUUUCUUUUUGUAAUUCCUAUUCACUUUUGGAUUUGUUUUACGGGUUUACGAGUCUGGGCGAUUUGAAUUGCACCCUGGAUAUGGCCAUGGGGGUGGAUCUGCUGGGAUGCCGCAAGUGUGUCCGGGCUUAUCAGAGUCUUGACCAACAGGCGGAGGAGAACUACCGGGAGUUUGAACUAAUGGUUCAGAAAUACGAGACGGAUGCAUACUCGGUUAGGACGUGCAUGGAGGAAUGCAAGAUGGUUUAUAAGCCCUGGCUGUGUUCUCAGUACUUCCAGACCACCCAGAUGCACUGCAGCAAGCGGAUCCCCUGUGGUCAGUACUGCCUGGAGGUGCAGCAGCGGUGCCCCUUCAUCCUGCCCGACAACGAUGAUCUCAUUCACGGAGGCAGCCCCAGUUUUAUAUGCACAGGGCUGCUGGAGGACUAUCCAUCAGGUGUGGACCCGGAUGCAGAAUGCUGUGACGUCCGGUGGGACUUGAAAGUGGACAACCGUUCCCAGGGAACCCUGAAAAGAACUCACCCCCCAUGCCAGCAUCGUACCUCCCUCAGCUCCUCAGCAGCCUGCAGACUGUGCAACAGCCGGCUCAAACUCUGCCUGCUGGUCCUUGUCCUCCUACACACUGUUGCCAGCCUCACUGCAUCCCACAAUGCAACAGGACUGGGCCUCCCCGCCAUCACGCCUCUGGAGGAGAGCCCUGCCAACGAGGAGUGAUAGAGCUUCCAGGAGGAGGUGAGGUUGUUGAGGUGGGGGAUUCCCUCACCAUGGCAACAGAGGAGGAAAAAUACAGCCACAGUUGUGUGAACGGCUGGAGCUGUGUGCCUGUGGACACUCUGCGUUGCUUUCUGGCAAAUGGAAAAUGUGGGACGCUUUGAGAUGAAGGACAUAAAUCAAUCAAAACAAACAGACACACCAAGGGGCUCAGUCAGUCCCUUAGGCAGGAAAAGGGGACAAUGCCACAGCCUUUGUUGAGUGGGAAGGUCGGCUUCCUCAUGGCUGAAUUUCUCUCACUUUAAGCUUUUUUACACUGUGUUCCAAUUAUCGGUUUCUGUUGCACUGGCUGACUAUGAAAAAACAUAAUCAUAUUCUCUUUCUAAUGUUCAUCCUUUGUGUUUGUUUCUCGGCCUCAUACAAGAAGAAAAUGCGUUCUCUAAAUAAGACAGAUAAUGUGUACAAAAAAAAAUGUGCUGCCAGUUUGAGCGCGUGUGUGAUGGCUUGUGUUUCAAGAUGUACUGAGUGUGUGCGAGCAUGUGUGAGUGUGUGUGUGUGCUUGUAUGUAUGUCUUUACACAUGUAUGUAUGAGACAAGGAGUGUGUGUGUGUUGCUGACAUGUACCCUAAAAGUCUACCUAACAGACUGGUGCAGCGAUGAGGUUUCUAUGGAGGGUCCCCACAGAUAGCACUUAUUGCUGCCAUGAUGGUUUGUUGGCCACAAUCCCAUUAAAACCUAUCUGGGUUUUUGAAUGUGGUUCUGGUGUCCAUAAUAAGCUACUUGUUUAAUGCAGGUUUAUGGUUUCCUCUCACAUUGUUUUGUGAGAUAAUAUUCACCUAUGAACGGUUUUUACAAGGAUCAAACUAUUUCUAUAACAAGCAUCAGUAAAAAGCUAACACCUGGCUGAACAUCAGGAAACAAACACUAGUUUGUUUAGUUUUUACACCAAAUAAAUUGGUUUAGGUAAUGUGGCUAAAGUUUAACAAGUUUUUACAUACGUUCCUCCAGUGUCACCAACGCUCUAGGUCUCACAGGAUAUCUGUGUUUCUGCUUGGGUCUUCUUUCAGUUUUGACCUCGCUCCUAUCACUAUACUGCAUUCCCCAUGUUUAUUACCUCCACAGAGGAGUUUAAGUUUUUACUGGCAUUUGUUGGUUUCUUCACAGCAUAAUUCAAAAAGUAACAUUUUUUUAGAGCUAGCAUAUGGCCCACAGAAGAAUCCAUUAGAUUCCGGUGCUGAUCCAGAUCAUCAUCAUCUGGGUCCAGGAAUUUGUUUAAAGGAUUUUUUCACCAUUGUGAGAUAACUUCAAUAUUUUUGCUUCUAAAUCCAAUGCCUAGAACAAUUGGACAAAAAUUGCAUGGUAACAUCCACAUAAGAUCGACCACGCACCAAAGUCUGAUCUGGAUCCAAGUAAUAUUCCAGAUCUGCUGAUUCACAAUAUUCACGUUAAAUGGGCUCAUGGAAAACCCGCUGCAGUGAGACAACAAAUAAUGCUACAGACUUGUAACUAAGAUCAAAUCUUAGGUGAAACUCUGCUGAUUCAGUAGGGUGUCAACAAAGCUGACAUACUGUAUCUUCAAAAGCUACUGAGCUAAAUCAUUACGCAAUGAAGGAAUAGUAGGGCCAUUUAGGGUGCGCUUAGUUUUAGUUUUUACACCAAAUAAAUUGGUUUAGGUAAUGUGGCUAAAGUUUAAAUUUUUACAUACGUCUGAUCAUCUGACCUCUUGUUUUUCUCAACCCACCCCGCUUUAUUUUAACUGUAUUACUUGUAUGAUAACAGUUUACUCAAACAACAAAUUAUUCAUAAGUUGCUACACACCAGAAUGAUCCUUCAAUCUUCAGGCUAAUACUAUGACAGGGCUGAGCCAUUUGAUCAAAAUAAUUUUGCCUCAAUUACCACAAAUUGACAAUAAAUCUUUAAAAAGUGUAAAACAACUACACCCCGGAUUCUCUAACAAGUUUGCAUUUUGGAGUAUGUGCUGAGUGAUCAUGGUUUAGUGGUUGCUAAACUAAAGCAUUAGAAUUAAGAGAACAUGUUGCACACUGCUGUGUUUUGAAUGAAGAUGAACACAACAUGCAGCAGAACCACGUGACUAGAAGCCAAAGAACCCGUAGAAAGCUUUUACUAAACAUACUGGCAUGAGCAGUCUGGGAAUCUUUACACCGGUAUUGAUUAUUUUUUGGUUCAUCACCCCUUCACACUAAUACUACACCCGGAAAGGACAACAGGAAAUGUUUACAAUAGAUCUUCUGUACUUCAGUUUUAAACAGCCAGCAACUUUCAUCAUUCACAGGAAUGUAACAGAUGAUGUAGGAUGAUUUUAUCUCACAGAACAAAGCGUGAAACUUAAACUUGUCUUAACCAAAGAUUUUAUUUCAGGCAUUUUUAACCAAAACCCCAUUCAGAUUCUGGUCGCUUUUCAGCCACAUGGGUCAGCAAAGUUAACUGACAUUUGACACUGGAUCAGUAUAUUUAUCACUGUUGCUCUGGAUAUAGAAACUUUUUUAAGGUACUAUCCAGUGAAAAUACUGUCCACAACAUAAAAAUGAUAGUUAAUAAAGAUCCUCUCCACAGUUUUGGACCUGCUGUGGGUCAGUAAUACUGUAAAAAUGCAACAGCAGUAUGACUAACAAAUAACUAUAUCCCAUUGCUACUUCUUGAAAACAAAAGCUCAAUUUAUCAUUUGCCUUUAAACCAAAAGUGUAAUUUUAACCCAAGGCCUUUUUAUUCCUAGCAAACACACUGACUGGAUGUUACCUUUAAGGACUUUUCCUAAUUGGUUAAACUAUAAUUCCAAAUUGGUUAUGAUGAACAAAAAACAUAUCACUAGAAAAGUUAGUUAUUAAAGAAAAUUCCGUGUCCCACCAAUAACCUUAUUAUUCAUAACCUUUAAUCUUACUUCCUGACCACAUAUUACACAACAAAAAUGAUUUCUUCAAAAUGGUCACUUUGUUUUUGUUGAAUCACAGUGUAUGACCUGCUCUCAUUAACUGCAUGUGGAGGCUUUAUGCCAGCCUCUUACUGUAUGUUGACUGUCCUCAGCACCCCACUCCCUGUAAAAGCACCACAUCUGAUCCCAAAUCAGUUCCUGUAGCAUGCCCACUGUCUUGUACUUUUUUCUUCAAAACAUCAAACUGUCUCAUUGAGUAAAGGGCUUAUUAAGAUAUACAGUGCAAACAUUACCAUCAGCACACUCGAACACUCCAAGCUGUUAGCAGACAAAAGGUAAAAACUUGGCUCAUAUUGUUUUAUUUAACACCGAGGCAUUCCACUGGCUGUUACUGGAGAGCAGGAACAGAAGCAAACUCAGAGAGAGGAGCAUGUCAUUCUGUGUGUAAGCAUUAAUGACAAAACCUGAUAAUCACCUAAGUCAGCUGACACUUGUGUUUAUCUUUCAAAUAUUGACCAGCAUAUGAACAGAGAGGAAUGGUGUGACCUUAAGGGCUGACUUCUUCUUUACUUUGUAGUGUUUAUUUUGUGUCUCUUUGAUGAACAUGACUGUGAGAUCAGGUAUUCAAAGAUAAACAGAUGUGGCUGAAUGCAUUUUUUUUUUCCCCACAUUGAAUAUGUUGGUGAUCUAAAUGAGAUGUCCAAUCUAAUAUCUGAUGUCAAGAAUUUUAACACACAGCUUAUAUGAGGAUUUAAAUAUCAUCGUUAUUCACACCAUUGCUGUAUACCCAGUAUACAGAAUGCCCUGCUCUACAUUACCAUUCCUACCUGCAUGAAAUACAUAACCACUCACUGUCAUGCAGCACAGCACACCCGUGCCCAUGUUGGAUGACCGCAUUCAGUGAUAGAAAAAUGCUGCUAUACUGUUGGCCGCCAGUAGAUGGAGAUAUUUUUAUUCUUUUAUACUGCUACUGCUGCUCAAGACCACACAAAGACUGUCAGAUCCACAGGAAUCAGGAGCGCUUGGCUCUGAAAGAGAAAGUGAUGGACUUGUGGGUAAAAGUGUGUUGCUCUAUUGUAUGUAUGUGUACGUCUGCAUACAUGCAUACACAGGGGGGUGUGUUUGUGUCUGUCACUAAGUACAGUGCAUUCUCUGCAGAGCUCAUUAGUGUUGCCACAACCUUGGGACCUACAAGACAGAUUUGGGAAACCUCUGCUGCCGUUAGACCCACAGGGACCUAUUACAUUAGUUGUCCCGUUAUUCACUGGAGCUCUAAAGCUGCUUGGAGUGUAGGAUGAAAUCAUUUGACAAUGUGUAAUAACUGAAUCACUGCCCCCAAGACCCAAAACAGACUCUGUUUUCCCUGAACGUGUUUAAUAAAAUAUUCCAACUAUUUAACUAUAAGAUGAGGUGAAGGCCAAAUUGAAUGAAAUUGGCAGUGGGUUAUGAAACUGGUGCCAAACUAACAAGUCUAAUUUAUAUCUGAAAAUGCUUUUCAGUAGGUAACAGAAGGAAAAACAGAGUCUGUCUUAGAAAUGUGCCACACUGAAGUCAAUACAAAUGCAUGAAAGGGGUCUCUUUAAGGCAAGGCACCUUUUGUUUAUUACACAUUGGAAACAUACAGCAUAUAUUACACGUUAUUCAUUUUGCCUAUCAUGUCAGCAGUCAUGCUUCUGAUGUAACAACCAUCACAAGCCAACUGUUGGACAUGUAUUCACACAAUAAACCUGCAUUCAAAAGUCACACAGAGGCCAUGUGUGUUAUACAUGCAGUAACGGUACAGCACUGUGGCUGCAUGUUUGUGAAUGCUGUUCAUAUUUGUCUUUCACGCCUCUGCGGACAUAUUUGCACCACUGGAUUUUUUUGUGCAAGAUUUCUUCCAAACAAUAAUAGAUUUAGAUUUGAAUUAUGUAAAUCUCUGGUUUGAAUUUCACUGGUAAUGCAGGCAUGCACACAACAGUUACUCUGCUGUGAUAACUUGAUUUUUUUUUUUUUUUAUGUGUGUUAUGGUUUGUUGAUUGUUUGCUGCAUUAUACUAAAAAGAAAUUGUGUAGGGUCCUAUACAGUAGAUUCAGUCUAGAUCGCCCAAUAAUGGUCUGUAGCAGUCGUAGGGUAUGGUCUGUCACAUUUUAUAACACACCAACCUACAAAAACGUUUUGUGUUUUGUCCCUGCACAUAUAAACUAUGUCCCCGCUGCACCCAUCACCACAUGGUAUGUACACAACUUUCACUCCUUCUCAGCCUCUCUCUGUUUUCACAAUAGUUCUGUUCUCUAUCCUGUGGAUCUAUGCAGAAGCUCAUUUCUUUUUUUGGUUGUAAAUACAUUCCCUAGUAUGCUGAAUAAUGUGUCUUUUUGUCUCCGUGUAUUUUGAGUUGAUGUCAUGCUGUUAUUUUCUUCUUCUCUGGUUCUUUUUGGAUUUUGAGUGUCUGAAAUCACUGAUGUUAAAAGAGAAUGUGGUAAGAAUCAACCAACAGACUCGCUCUCAGCUUCACAACCUUAUUGUGAAAGGUUGUGGUUCUGCGCGUGUGAAAGCAAGAUUUAUGAUUAUAGAAAUGGAGGAGGUUCAAAGGCAUAUAGAAGUAUCAUUGCAAUUAUGAUCAUUAUGAUUACUAUUACACUACCAGUAUAUUGUAAUAUUAUAGAUGCUUUAGUUCAAGUAACUUCUUUAGUUUUUUUACAAACUUUGAUGAAAUGAUUUAUAAAACAGUCUCACAAGUCAUGACCUUUUCGAAAAGUAU